UUCGGGGACAGCCGGCGGCCCCCCCCAGAUUCGCACCGCCAGCCGCCGGGGAGCUCGGGGCUCCGGGCGUAGAGGCUGCGCUGUCACAUGGGCGGCGGCGACGGGGCCGCAUUUAAGCGGCCGGGGGACGGCGCCCGCCUCCAGCGCGUCCUCGGGCUCGGCUCCCGCCGGGCGCCCCGCUCUCUACCCGCCGGGGGCCCAGCGCCGCGCCGCACCGCGCCGCCCCCGCCGGGCCAUGCGAGCGCGGGCCCCGCCGCGAUGAGCUCGCACAUCGCCAAAAGCGAGUCCAAGACGUCUCUGCUGAAGGCGGCGGCGGCGGCGGCGAGCGGGGGCAGCCGGGCUCCCCGCCACGGCCCUGCCCGGGAGCCAGUGCUGCCCAGUCGCCGGCUGCCCGGCCCCUGCCCUGGCACGCCGUCGCCGUCCGGGGACCCCAGUUCGCGGAGGCCCCUGUGCCGGCCGGCGCCGCGAGAGGAGGGCGCGCGGGGGAGCCGGCGCGGGCUCCCCCAGGCGCACUGCAGGCCCCGGGAGGCGCUGCCGGCCGCGGCGUCCCGACCUUCGCCGCCGUCGCCGUUGCCGCCGGCCCGCGGGCGGGAUGGGGAGGAACGGGGUCUGUCCCCGGCGCUCGGCCUCCGGGGCUCACUACGAGCCCCGGGUCGCGGGGACUCUGCUCCAGCCGCCGCGUCCGAGGCAGACCCGUUCCUCCACCAGCUGCGCCCCAUGCUCAGCUCCGCCUUCGGCCAGAUGCGCCAGGAGGAGACCAGCUACACGGUGGUGCAGACAAGCGAGGAGGGCCUGGCGGCCAGCAGCGAGCUCCCCGGACCACUCCUGAUGCUGGCUCAGAACUGCGCGGUCAUGCACAACCUGCUGGGCCCAGCCUGCAUCUUCCUGCGUAAGGGCUUCGCGGAGAACAGGCAGCCUGACAGAUCUCUGCGGCCAGAGGAGAUUGAAGAGCUCAGGGAGGCCUUCAGAGAAUUUGACAAGGACAAGGAUGGCUACAUCAACUGCCGGGACCUGGGUAACUGUAUGCGCACCAUGGGCUACAUGCCCACCGAGAUGGAGCUCAUCGAGCUGUCUCAGCAGAUCAACAUGAACCUGGGUGGCCAUGUGGAUUUUGAUGACUUUGUGGAGCUAAUGGGACCUAAACUCCUGGCGGAAACAGCAGAUAUGAUUGGAGUAAAGGAGCUGCGAGAUGCUUUCCGAGAGUUUGACACCAACGGUGAUGGGGAGAUAAGCACCAGUGAGUUACGAGAGGCCAUGAGGAAACUCCUGGGUCAUCAGGUGGGACACCGAGACAUAGAAGAGAUUAUCCGGGAUGUGGACCUCAAUGGGGAUGGACGAGUGGACUUUGAAGAGUUUGUCCGGAUGAUGUCCCGCUGAGGCCGCCAGGGCCCCUCCAGGACCGCCAAGCUCCGCGGGGCGGGAGAAGAAGAGCCUGAGCUCGCCUCACCCUGCCGCCGCCGCCGCCGCCGCCGCCGCCGCCGCCGCCCAGAGCCCAGGAUGUACUGGCGGACGGGGCCUGCCUGCACCCCGGGGAGGUGCCCACCCCGGACCCCCACCCCUCCGCACUGUGAAAAAGACUCACGACUCCUGCAACUGGAAAGGGGGGGCGCCCGCCAACGAGGAGGCCACCAUGCCAGGCCGGCAGAGGUCAGGCCGGGCGCCGAGUGCCACGGACCCAGCCGCCGCUGGCUGGGGUGGGGGGGCCCACACAGCAUGUCUGCCCCAGGGCAGAGCCUCUCACCACCUUCCUUAGCUCUGUGCCCGUUCCAGCUCGCCUCAGCCCUGUUAUCUCAGAACCAAUAAAAAUAUUUCCAAGAG
This is a messenger RNA of Capra hircus (goat), 1818 nucleotides long. It is a transcript of the gene CABP1, whose product is annotated as calcium binding protein 1. Gene Ontology annotation, molecular function: calcium ion binding. Lineage: Eukaryota; Metazoa; Chordata; Mammalia; Artiodactyla; Bovidae. Bases 88 to 1377 code for a protein of 429 amino acids. The record is from RefSeq and is a predicted model, not a curated record. The transcript is spliced from 7 exons.